Messenger RNA from Penicillium olsonii, 1221 nucleotides. The record is from the annotation of a GenBank genome assembly. NCBI's taxonomy places the organism in Eukaryota, Fungi, Ascomycota, Eurotiomycetes, Eurotiales, Aspergillaceae.
AUGUUCGUCGAUUUGCUGCUGUUGGCGACAUUGCUCAUGUUAGAGGCGGAUGCUCUGGUCCGAGAGAACGGGAAUGUAAGUUUUCUAUUUUAUAGCCUGGUCGCAGCUUCCAAUUUGACGCUGAUUUAUACCGAAACAACCAUUAACCCUUCCCAGGGAAGACUACCAGCUUUAGGCUGGAACUCAUGGAACGCAUUCGAGUGUGACAUUGACGCAGUCAAGAUCAUGGUGGCGGCGAAUCAUAUGGUCAACCUUGGACUGAAGGACGUGGGAUACGAAUACGUGAACAUCGAUGAUUGCUGGAGUGUCAAAUACGCCCGAAACGCAAGCAACAAUCGGAUUAUCCCAGACCCUGGCAAGUUCCCCAAUGGCAUAGUUGGAGUUGCAGAACAAGUGCAUGCGCUGGGAUUGAAGAUUGGUAUUUACAGCAGUGCAGGUGAAACUACAUGCGCUGGAUAUCCCGCCAGUCUAGGAUAUGAGACUGUGGACGCAGAGGCAUUUGCAGAAUGGGGAAUUGACUAUCUCAAAUACGAUGACUGCGGCGUGCCCCCGGAGUGGAAAGACGAAUACACGGGCUGUGUUCCUGACAGCGACGAAGAUCCCUCCAGUUGGAAUUUUCCAAAUGGCACUUGUCCUGAUCUUGUGGACCCUGCUCCUGAAGGAUACGACUGGACGACGUCGAAGACACACCAACGCUAUAUCAACAUGCGGGAUGCAUUGCUGAAUGUGAAUCGGACAAUUCUAUACUCAUUGUGUGAUAUGGGCCAUGCCAAUGUGAACACCUGGGGCAAUUCAACUGGCAACUCGUGGCGCAUCACCAAUGACAUAAAGCGUAAGUGCGAUCUCUGCUCAUCACACGGUUAUCCAGCUCAACAUUCUCUAGCGGAAUGGGUGCGCAUAUCAGAGAUUGCAAACGAGAAUACAUUCCUACUGGACUACGUCGACUUCUGGGGCCAUCCCGACCCUGACAUGUUGGAAGUGGGUAAUGGAAACCUCACACUGGCCGAGAAUAGGGCUCACUUUGCCCUGUGGGCAAUAAUGAAGUCACCUCUACUCAUUGGCACGCCGGUAUGUGGAAUUAAUUAUCUCCCGAUUUCAGCACCAACUAAUAUGUCAAAAGCUCGAUUCGAUUCACCACCAACAUCUGGCCAUUUUGAAAAACAAGUAUCUGCUUGCAUUCCACCAGGAUCCUAUCAUUGGACGCCCUGCUCUUCCUUAUAA